Messenger RNA from Stomoxys calcitrans (stable fly), 5656 nucleotides. It is a transcript of the gene Sarm, whose product is annotated as NAD(+) hydrolase sarm1. The coding region runs from base 1071 to 5357 and encodes 1428 amino acids. Gene Ontology annotation, cellular component: dendrite. Gene Ontology annotation, molecular function: signaling adaptor activity; protein binding; NAD+ nucleosidase activity. NCBI's taxonomy places the organism in Eukaryota, Metazoa, Arthropoda, Insecta, Diptera, Muscidae. Gene Ontology annotation, biological process: signal transduction; response to axon injury; negative regulation of MyD88-independent toll-like receptor signaling pathway. The record is from RefSeq and is a predicted model, not a curated record. The transcript is spliced from 10 exons.
AAAACGAAACUAAACGAACGAGCGAACGAACGUCUCAAGCGUAGAACACCGGAAUAGUGGAAUUGUGCGCGCUUCUAGAAAUACAUAAUAAUUAAUAUUAAAUAUUAAAAAAAAUAAUAAUAAAAAAUAGUUAAGCAAACAACUAAAUUAAACGCGAAAGAAUUGUUUGCUAGCAAAUUAUAGUAUAGAAGAAGAAGAAGAAAAAAAAAGAAUAAGUGUUUAACAACAGCAGCAACAAGAGCUAUUGAAUAACGAAGAAAAAUAAGUUAAAAUUUCAAUAAAAAUAUUUUGAAAACAAAAACACGCAUACGAAAAAAUAUUGUCCAAACAAAACAAGCGCGCGAGUUCCAAGAAAAACGAGUUGAAGUCUAAGCGAGAAAAAUAAAGCAUCGAUCUAAGUGAAUUAUUAAAAAAAAAUAACGAAAAUACAAAAACAAAGGUAUUUUGAGCGAAAAUAUCUAGAAAAACGAAAACAAUUCGAAAAAAAGAGUUUUCUAGAUCUGAUAAUCAGAAAAAAAAAUAUAACGAAAAAAAACAACAACGAAAUAUACCAAAAAAAUAAAAUCCCCAACUGAUAAAAAAUAACACAAAACGAAACUUUAAGAAAAAAAUUUAUAUUAAAUGAUAAAAACACAGAUAUCUGUGAAUGAGACAGAAGACCUACCAACAAAAAAGACAUACCUUUAAGCAACGACGCAAGGGGUAACUCUGCUAAACUUAUUGUUAGAAAAAUAGAAAAAAUAGAAAUUAAAUCAAAAGCAAUAAAAAAUUAAGUGGUGAAAUCUUAUUCAUUGCAAAUUGAAAAAUCAAAGUGUGUUGCUUUCAAUAGCUAUCAUCAGUAUUUCAAUGAAAACGGGCAAGUUUUGAAAAUUUCCCCAAGAAGACGAAGGCAAAGUGUGCAGCUAUAACCCUUAAACUAAUAUUGUGAAGGGCGUACAAGGAUUUCAAAAACAAAAAGAAAACAGGUCGUUAAUAGCAGCAGCAGUAGUACAACGACACGUGUCGAAAAGAAAUCACGCUUACAUCACAUAACCUCAUCGUCGUCCACCUCCUCCUCCACCUCAACAGAAAUGAAAGCGGCAGCAUUGAAACGCGAUAUGAGUGAAUUCAAGAAUUCCAUGUCAGAGAUCAAUGAUUUGGCGCUAGGCCGUAAUGUAUCACCCGCCCUUACUGGUUCCACGGGAACCCUCAGUCAUCAUCAGCCACCCUCCAUUAACGAUCUCAGUAUAAACAGUUCAGAUGCCAUAAAUAAACUUAAGAAAAAAUUACGCUCCUCUUUGGAAAACAUAGUGGAUGGUAAUUCCGAACCCCAUAUCACAUUUCCCGACGACAGCGAUGAUAAUGAUAUGAAUUUAAAUAUGGAUUUAGUUAAGGCCUCCAAUCAAUUAUCCACAAAUGGUCUGAGUGGUUCCAAAGGCACUCUGGUCGAUACAGUGAAAUUCGAAGAGAAACGCACAAAAACAGAAUCGAAAACAAAAGUUAUCACCGAUGGCUUCAGUUCGGAACAGGCGACCAGUAAUUUGGCCGAAAGUAAACGCCUUCAAACCGGUGACAUUGACUAUCAACAGGCCAAGGCGGCGGCAGCGUCACGCAAUCGCAUGGAAAUGGAUGGUGUUAAAACAGAGGAAAAUGCCGCUGUAAUACAUGAAGCCCUCUCCUUGCGCUCCGGUGAUGUUACCCAAAAGGCCAGCAAUAAUGUUGCAGCCGCUAGUAUUAAAGUUCAAAGUGACACCUUCUCUGCCGACAAAAAAGCCAUCUCGCAAUCGCAACAAUCACAGACUAUGACCUCCAAUGGCAUUAUAAGCCAAGAGAAACACAUGUCAUCGGCUGCCCAGGCCAAUUAUACCAUGACGAGCAAAGGUGUCUCCAGUUCCGGUGGCAGCACCAUGAUCUCCUCCUCUUCCCAAAUGUCCACCACAAAUGGUAGCUUUUUCAAGUUGGCCGACUUUAAGCUGGACGAUUUGUCUUCGUUGACUGCGAAUAGUGGCCAAAAGGAAAUCGAACAGGCCAUAUCGAAAUACUCCAAUAUGUUGACAUCCUGCGUUAAUUCACUGCAAGAAAAGAAACCUCCCUCAGAUGAAACCUUAUUCUUGGAUAAAAUCAAUGAAGUCAUACGAAGAGCGUGGGCUGUGCCCACCCAUGGUCAUGAGUUGGGCUAUAGUCUGUGCAAUUCCUUGCGCAGCAGUGGUGGCCUGGAUCUACUAAUGCGCAAUUGUGUCACCAAUAAUAUGCAAAUCAAAUUCUCCUCGGCUAAACUUCUGGAGCAAUGCCUGACCACCGAGAAUCGCACUCACGUUGUGGACAAUGGCCUGGACAAAGUGGUCAAUGUAGCCUGCGUUUGCACCAAAAAUCAGAGUACCGAACACUCUCGAGUGGGUACUGGUAUUUUGGAGCAUCUCUUCAAACACUCCGAGGGUACGUGUUCGGAUGUCAUUAAACUGGGAGGCUUGGAUGCGGUGCUCUUCGAAUGUCGCACCAGUGAUGUGGAAACACUGAGACAUUGCGCCAGUGCCUUGGCCAAUCUGUCAUUGUAUGGUGGUGCGGAGAAUCAAGAGGCCAUGAUAUUGCGCAAGGUGCCCAUGUGGCUGUUCCCCUUGGCCUUCCACAAUGAUGACAACAUCAAGUAUUAUGCCUGCUUGGCCAUUGCUGUUCUAGUGGCCAACAAGGAGAUAGAGGCCGAGGUCUUAAAAUCCGGUUGUUUGGACUUGGUUGAGCCGUUCGUCACCACCCAUGAUCCCUCGGAGUUUGCCAAAUCCAAUUUGGCCCAUGCCCAUGGCCAAAGCAAGCACUGGCUGCAGCGUUUAGUUCCCGUUCUAAGUUCAAAUCGUGAAGAGGCCCGCAGUCUGGCAGCCUUCCAUUUCUGCAUGGAGGCUGGCAUUAAAAGAGAACAAGGCAAUACGGAAAUUUUCCGAGAAAUAGGAGCCAUUGAGGCUCUCAAGACUGUGGCCAGUUGCCCCAAUGCAAUUGCCUCCAAAUUUGCUGCUCAAGCCUUACGCCUGAUUGGAGAGACCGUGCCGCACAAACUGUCCCAGCAGGUGCCGCUGUGGUCGGUGGAAGAUGUACAGGAAUGGGUCAAACAAAUUGGCUUUGGGCAAUUUGAUCGACAAUUCGAGGAGUCCCAGGUUGAUGGAGAUCUUCUGCUAAAGCUAACCGAUAAAAAUCUGCGCGAUGACAUUGGCAUCAUGAAUGGCAUUCUGCUGAAGCGUUUCGAGCGCGAGCUGCAGAAUCUUAAACGCAUGGCCGACUACUCGUCCAAGGAUACGGCCAAGCUACACCAAUUUCUGGCCGAAAUUGGGCCAGAGUACUGCACCUACACCUACUCCAUGCUGAAUGCGGGCAUCGAUAAGAACUACCUGCCCCACCUGAAUGAGGAUAUGUUGAUACAAGAGUGCAACAUAACCAAUUCCAUACACAGACUGCGUAUCUUGAAUGCCGUCAAGAGCUUGGUGAACUCCAUGUCCAGUGCCUCGGAGGAUAGCAUGGCCAAGACAUUGGAUGUGUUUGUGAGUUAUAGGCGUUCAAAUGGUUCCCAAUUGGCCAGUUUGCUUAAGGUUCACUUGCAAUUGCGUGGCUUCUCCGUCUUCAUUGAUGUUGAACGUUUGGAGGCUGGCAAAUUUGACAAUGGUUUACUAAACAGUAUUCGUCAGGCGAAAAAUUUCGUUUUAGUAUUAACCCCCAAUGCUCUCGAACGAUGUGUCGAAGACAAUGACUGCAAAGAUUGGGUACACAGGGAAAUCGUAGCUGCCUUAAACUCAAAUUGCAAUAUCAUACCCAUCAUUGAUAACCAAUUCGUUUGGCCCGAAUCGGAAAGAUUACCCGAGGAUAUGCGCAGCGUUUGUCAUUUCAAUGGUGUCACAUGGAUACAUGACUACCAAGAUGCCUGCAUCGAUAAAUUAGAGAGAUUUAUGCGCGGCGAAAAGAUUGUCGACCGCAUAACCGCUAUGACACCGGGCACGCCCGGCUCGACGGUCUCGUACCAAAGAAUGCACAGCAAUGAUUCCGAUUACAGUGUGGGCGGCAGUAAUGCAGGCAGCAAUUGCGGCAGCGGCGGCGGCAAUGGUGGAUCAGCGAAUGGCGGCGGACAAGCAGCUAGUCACCAGGCAAAUAGAUAUCGGCAAUCCGCUUCCCCGGCCCGCCAGCGUUUGGGUCCAGGCGGCACCAGCGGCAGCAUGAUCAGCAGUACCGGCAAAUUGGGCAGCACUGGCAGUCAGCUAAGCGUUUUCGGUCGUGGUUCCAAGAGAAAUAUGCUGCCUCCCUUCAGGACGCAGCCCACAUCUGCCCACAAGGCAUUGGCCAUAGGGGGCUCCAUGCAAAAUGUCUCGCCUUUGGCCUACAAACCUCCAAGACGCAGUUCUGCAGUGGGCAUUUGUAAUGAUGGCGGUGAUAAUGAUAAGGCGGUGGCCGCCUCAAAUUUUAGAAGCCAUAGUGUAGAUGGUCUACUGGAUAGUGGCGGCAGUGAGAGUGGUGAACAGAAAAUAGCUGAGGCAGCAGCUUUAGUGUCGGCCGGUAGUUUGGCAUUGACAAAUGCCAGUUCCACCAGCACUCUACAGCCCAGCGAAGAUUUUAAUGGUUCACUCAACGAUGUGCUUAGUGCAGAAGUUGCGGUGCCGCGAAGAGAUAAAUCAGCCAAUUUGCCUCCCAUAAAUCCCCAACAUCGUAAAUCUCGCAGUCUGGAUCACUUUCUCGAUGAAAAGACUUUAGCCGCCAUUGUAGUGCCUCCCUCGCCCACCGAUGGCACUCAAAGCAUGGAAAAUCUUGCCACUAUGCACACACCAGAACCCAUGCGUUCUCCCAUUGCCUUGACGGUGAAUGGAGGAGCCAUUAGUGCUGGUGCUGGUGCUGGUCCUAUGCACAUGCGUUCAGCAUCCGUAAGAGAUUCCAAGUCUUUAACGCCAGAUCGUGUUACCACACUACGUCAAAGUCCCUCGAAUAGACAAAGUCCUGAAGGCUUGAGUUCAGCAGAAGAUGAAAAUGAGGAUACACAGAGUUUGGCAAGUGGACAAUCAGUAAAGGCUGGCCACCCAACGCCUGCAGUGGGAUCAGCAGCGAAACCCCCUCAAACGGCUCCCAAAAGUCAAACUAGAGCCGCAGCACAUGUGCAUAGAGGCAGCAGCAGUCGAGUUCCCAAAACCACAUCCACCAGUUCUCUGGGAGCAACCACAACAACAGGAGCGGCGGCGACGGCGACGACAACAGGAGCCAACAGCAAUCCGAACAAUAAAACCAUAUUCAACCGAACAAUCAAAAAAGUUCGUUCGCUCAUCAAAAAUAACGAUUUCUCUUCUAAUGAUGAAAUUCCUGAUAUACUCUUUGCCAAAGGUACAUCGCCCUCACCUGGACGUAUAUUAUUUUGGUAGUAAAAUUUUAACAUAUAUACCGGAGAACUGUUUUGAAAUCACAACGCAUGCACAAACGAAAAUUACCCACCUGUACAAAAACAAAAACAAAAAACACAUAAAAAUAAAACAAAAACCAAAACGUCGAAAACAAAAUCCCAACAAAUUUAGAGUAUUAUUAGAGUAACGAUAAAUGGAAUCUUAAAACAAAAAUUCUAUCACAACGAACAUUUUGAGAUCUUUUAAGCGAAUUCAUAGAAUUAAAUUUAAAUAAAUAAUAAAAACUGACGCAAAUAUUUACAAUUACGAUAGCAUAACAA